AUGGAUGGAAGCGUGGUUGAAGGUAUUUCUACCUCUCUCCAGACCUGCCCUCCAGAUCUUCAAGGGCUUUAUGCUCUCGAGGAUCUUCCAUCUCCCCCUUACGUACAUCACCUGCAUGUGAAUGAUCUGGGGCUUACACCACCCCCUGGGUCGCAGCCACAGCAACCUGUCGAUGCUCAGGUGCCCUCGCAGGAAGAGAACCAUAGUUUGCCGGACGGCAGUGAACAAGGAGCGUACACCGGCGACCAGCUUCCCGGGGAUCAAAAGAUCAAGGCUUCGGCGGCGGGUAUUGGCUCAUCCAAGUUACCGGUUCAGGAUGUUGACCCUGUAGGUUUCGCUGGUUCGACUGACACAGUACAAGCACUGUUUGACGACCCGCUCUUCGAUUCCGAGGCUGUACUUCGCGAGCUUGAUGCGGCUUUUGCAUCUCGAAAACGAGCUGGCGAUGAGGCCUUUCCAGAGCUUGAUUUAUGGGGCCCACCUGAAAAGAGACGACUAGUCGAGUCACAGCAAGACCACAGUGUUCCUUCUCCUGGGGAAACGCCUUCCUUGUCUUCUCCCGACUCUUCUCACCAGCCGGAACAAGGUGGAACCGCUCCCCAUACACCCGGACUAGAGCGACUGCAGUCACCCAAUCCACUUUUUGACUCUUUGGAUGCCCUGUUUGAGGAUCCGGAUUUCAAUGUUCCUUUGAUACCUGAUGACGAGCUCCCGCCAGAUUUCGGACUUGAGCCACCCCUCGCACAAGGCGACCAACUUUCCCUUGAACUCCCUGUACAUUCGAUAUCAAAGGAGCCUUCUGUCAGCCUACUCACUAAAGACCGAUUUUCUCUCGAAUCUUCAGAUUUGGCGUCCAAUAUUAGUCGAGAAAUCUUACAACGAAUUCAUCAAGAACCGGAAUACACGUCCCCUUACCCACAAUAUGGAGGACCUCUAGGUUAUCUUCCGUCAGCACCAAAUCUCCACGUCAAAUACAUUGAAGUUGCAGACGAUCGAAUGAGUUAUCGCGUUUCCAGCCUGAAGGAAAAGGUAUAUACUCUCACCUGCGAGCGGAACAAGUACAAAAGCGCUUGGUUUGAGUGGACUACUAUAGACCCUGUGACGGGCAAGACCAGAGAGCAACUACUGCGCGAAGAGAAUGCCAUGCUUCGACGUGUUUCUAGUCAACACCAGAACCGUGUUGAGCAGUAUAAGAGAGAGGCAACAGAGUGGAAAAACAGGCUACAUGACCUUGGUACAAUCUAUAACAACCUUCUCUACGAGAUCCACGUCCAGAAACAAGUGCCUGCAGUUGCUCCGAUCCCGGAUUCAUACAAGCCUCCGCGCACAUCGCAAGCCCGGGGACACCCUCUCACGCCGAAUUCUCACCCCGUUACUCCGGCGCCCUCAGGAGACAUGCAGCAUGCCAGGCAAGGCUCUCAACCCCUACCUCCCCAGGGCAUACCACCCGACGCCUCGGGUGUCCACGAGAGUCAGCAGCCUGCUAGCUCAGCAAUAGAACGCGAGUCGACCCCAGUCACGAUUGAUUUGACAGAUGAGAUGGCGAACAAACCCGCUCCCUCGGAACCCCCUACGGAAGGAGGCCAACGCCGCAUGGAGAUGCUCCAGUCCCUCCGAAACAAAAAAUAUGGCUGGCUCGAGACCGGACAGACGGGGCAUGAUUUUCGUACCUUGAGUUCGCAAUCUCCACGACCUCAGCAAGAUACCAGCACCUUAGUUGAGCGGAGUCACAGUGAUCCUCCGGAUCAUACAGCUGCCCAGAACGGCCCCAUCGAUGAUGAUGAUGACGACGAGUUGGCUCGUGCGAUGGAGGCGGAACUGGCCGAAGCUUAA
Molecule: messenger RNA, 1833 nt
Organism: Aspergillus bombycis
Lineage: Eukaryota; Fungi; Ascomycota; Eurotiomycetes; Eurotiales; Aspergillaceae
Exons: 1
Coding region: 1-1833 (610 amino acids)
Source: RefSeq, a predicted model, not a curated record